UCUGCUAACGAACAGGCUCAGGAGCCGAGUUUCCAUAGCAACUGUAACCCAAGUCGAUCUCCGCGGCUGUUUCUCCCGCGACAGCCCGGACUUUGGUUCCAGCCUUCGUCUCUAUGGUCCUGACUUCCUAGAAGAGCCGAAACGACACUUCCGGGAACAUGGCGGCGCACGGGCCGGCUCUGGCACAUGUUUCCGUGGAUGGGACCCGGCAGCAGUCACUGUCAGGGUCUCCUGUCCCCGCGUAGGGGCAGCGGGAACCCAGGCUCAGGAGGAGAGUGAGCGAAGCGGGGGGAGAAGUUUCACCUAGGUGCUAACCAGGAGGACUGGAAUUUAGACCUCAAGAGGAAGGAAGGAAGCCCAGGGCAAGAGCAGCCGGUUCUUUGGAAUCUUACUUAAGAAGCCUGGUUCUCCAGCCCUUGUAUUCCAGAAAAUCCAGGUUGGUCGGAAAGGAAACAGUUCCAGGAAGUGUGUUCGCAGCCUUCAGUUCAGCAAGUAACUACUGGACGCAUUUCCCUCAAUUCCUGGCUCUGCGCUAAGUACGCUAAGUACACGGUUGGAGACUGAAUCUCAUCCCUGACCCGGUCUUAUCAUUUCGAAUUUCUGUGACAAGAGAGAUCGUGGGCUGAGGGGUAAUCUCUGGCCUUGGGAGGGCCCUAGGACACAACAUACUUGUUACCAUGACUGCCGCCCAGGAGGUCAAGAGUCGUGGGAUGAAAUUUGCCGAAGAGCAGCUGCUAAAGCAUGGAUGGACGCAAGGCAAAGGUCUGGGCCGGAAGGAGAAUGGGAUCACCCAGGCACUCAGGGUCACACUGAAGCAGGACACUCAUGGGGUGGGACAUGACCCUGCCAAGGAGUUCACUGACCACUGGUGGAGCGAUCUCUUCAACAGGACGGCGGCCAGCUUGGUGGUGGAGGCGAAACAGGAUGGAGUUCAGCUAAGGCGUGUGUCAAAGGAGACCCCCCGCCAAAACCAUCCCAAGCCCAACAUGCUGUAUCAGAAGUUCGUGAAGAUGGCCACACUGACUUCGAGUGGGGAGAAGCCAGCGCAGAACUUGGAGCACUGCAGUGAGGAUAACAGCCCUGGGCUCAAGCCUCCAAAGAUUCUGACUGAUGAGAUGCUUCUCCAGGCUUGUGAGGGGCGAACAGCACACAAGGCUGCCCGGAUGGGGAUUACCAUGAAGGCUAAGCUGGCUCGACUAGAGGCCCAGGAACAGGCCUUCCUGGCUCAUCUCCAAGUUCAGGAUUCAGGGAACCCACCACAUCAGCCUGAGAGCAAGAUCUCCAAAAAGAAGAAAAAGAAAAGGAAGCAGAAAGAAGAGGAAGCAGCAGCAGUCACUGAAGAGCAGGCCCAGGAGGAACACCCAGACUGUCCUGAGCAGAGCCCCAGGAGAAGCAAGAAGAAAAAACACCGAGAGCGGGUCCAAGAGGAGUUCGACGGAAGCACCAUAUGCUCUGGGGAUGUGCAGGGGAGAGAGCAGAGUGAACAACCCCGCAAGAAAAGAAAGAAGCAGCAGCAGCACUUAGAGGAGGCAGGCGAGGAGGAUGGCUCUGAUAAAGCAGGUGAAGGGGCUGCCUCCAGCCCAGAGAGCAAAGCUUACAAGGACCCACACCGCAGGAGCAAGAAAAGGCGGCCUCCGGCAGAGGAAGAGGACCUGGACAGAGAGACUGGUACAGUCUGUGGUGCCAGGAAGCACAGGAGCAAAAAGAAAAGACAGCAGUAUCCUGAGGAGGAAGAUGCUGUAACCUUGAGAGGGGAGCGGGAGGAAGAGGAGGAGGGGGAGGGUAGGCCUCUGGAUGCAGAGCUCAUAGCACACACUGGCAAGAGCCAUAGAGACAAAAAAAGGCGGCGACAGCCACCAGCCAAAGAAAGAACAGGUGAGUGCACAGACCAGAGAGCAAAAAAGAAGAAACACAAGAAAAAAGACUGAACUCAGGUCUGGAGGGUCCCACCCAAUAGGGGUGAGGUCUCAGACACCCUAGACUUUAUGGGGUCUCCCUCCUGGGGAGGAAACAGCUCAGCCAGUUACUGAGAUCCCCAACUUGGGUGCUUACAGGAGCCAAGCAGAGGGGCAGAUUCUGAAAGGGCCUCCUAUGGGAAGCGGCUGAAAAUGAGGGGCUCUGGUGCAAAGGAUUGGCCUUAAAAUUUUGGGAUGACUCAGAAAAACAGAAAUUUAAGCCUCUGAAUUCAGCACCUAGGUCGGUUAUCAAAUGAUUAAUAAACC
This is a messenger RNA of Sorex fumeus (smoky shrew), 2222 nucleotides long. RefSeq names its product G patch domain-containing protein 4. NCBI's taxonomy places the organism in Eukaryota, Metazoa, Chordata, Mammalia, Eulipotyphla, Soricidae. Gene Ontology annotation, biological process: regulation of ribosome biogenesis. Bases 678 to 1928 code for a protein of 416 amino acids. The transcript has 8 exons. Gene Ontology annotation, molecular function: nucleic acid binding. Gene Ontology annotation, cellular component: nucleolus. The record is from RefSeq and is a predicted model, not a curated record.